Molecule: messenger RNA, 630 nt
Organism: Oikopleura dioica
Lineage: Eukaryota; Metazoa; Chordata; Appendicularia; Copelata; Oikopleuridae
Source: the annotation of a GenBank genome assembly
AUGCCACCGAAAAAGAAGAAGGCAGGAAAGAAAACGUCCAAGACGAAAGAAGUUGGCGGAACGAAAGAACAGGAAUUGAAAAAACUAGAAUUGGAGAAUGAAAUGCUCAAAAUGGAAGUCGCCAGAAACAUUUCUCUCGCCAGAAAGGCCCAAGAUGAGCGGCAAAAGAUGGCUCAAGAACUGACGGAAGAGGAAACAAAGCAAGUGACGAAGCAAGAGUACCUGACCGAUGUCGCAGAGAGUUUCCAGCGCUCCUUGAAGCAAGAAACGCUAAAAAGAGUCACAGAAGAGGGAGAGUACCAAUCGCAGAUAAAUUCGUUGAUGCGAAGAAUCGAGCAUUUGGAGACGAAUCUUUCUGAGUCCAAAUCAGCCCACGAGCAAGCGAUGAACGAGAAAAACGAAAAGAUCAAAAACUUGACGACCAAAAUCGAAAGCUUGGAAGCAAACUACCAAAGUGUCCUUCACAAUGCCUUCAUGGACCUCUCGCACAAGAUUUCCGCCCUCAAAGUCGAGUGGGAAGACGACGGGCUCGACUAUCUCAAGAAAUAUGGCUCGCUUUUGCUCGAUUUCGGCCUCAGUCCGGCGGAGCUCAAGGCGCAGUAUUCUGAUCUCGACGAAUUUCAGCUCUAG